ACAGACAGAGAGACGGCCAGAGGGAGGGCCGGACGGACAGACAGACAGACGGCCAAAGGGAGGGCCAGACAGACAGACAGCCAGACAGAUACCCUGUGGUGGAGGUACAGUAGUGGAGGCACCGUGAUUCUCUUGAGUAAUUAGUCUCUUUCAACAGUAGCUGACUGACAGAGGGUACCUGAUAUGUUUCUUGAUAACUUCAGCAGCGUUGUGCAUUUCUCUCUAGAGUAAGGGGACAAACUGUCCUCACAAAGAACUAAAUAGAAGCUGAAUGACAGACCAAGGAAUGGAGAACCAUGACAAGGGUGGAGGUGAAGGAGGAGGAGAAGGAGACAAGAAACAUCUCCCAGAGGAGGUGAGCGAGAGCGACAAGGAGACCAAGGACCAGCGCAACAAGGCGGAGAAGGGAGAGAAGGAGACAGAGAACAAUGGCAGUGAAAAGGAGAGGCUUGAGGGGAAAAGGGAAAGCUGUCGUCGCUCAGGCUCCCUGUGGAGGGGGGGCUGGGCCCUGACGGAGCGGCUAGCCAUCAACGUGUCGGGGAUGCGCUACGAGACACAGCUCCGCACUCUGGCCCAGUUCCCUGACUCCCUCCUGGGGGACCCUAACCGCAGAAUUCGCUACUUUGACCCUCUGCGCAAUGAGCUGUUCCUGGACCGGAACCGGAACUGCUUUGACGCCAUCCUCUACUUCUACCAGUCUGGCGGGCGGCUGCGGCGGCCUGCCAACGUGCCCCUGGAUGUGUUCUUGGAUGAGCUGCGCUUCUAUGAGCUUGGUGAGGAGAUCAUGGAACGCUUCAAGGAGGAUGAGGGCUUCCCCAAGGAGGAGGUGCCUGCGCUGCCUGAGAACGAGAUGCAGAGGAAGGUUUGGAUGCUUUUUGAGCACCCAGAAUCCUCCUCGGGCGCACGCAUCAUCGCCAUCAUCAGCGUCAUGGUCAUUGUGGUGUCCAUCGCCAUCUUCUGCUUGGAGACGCUGCCCGACUUCAGGAACGAGAAGGAGCUCCGAGAGAAAUUCACCUACCAGCCCCAUCCUACCCUCCCCAACAUCACCAUCCUGGUCCCUCCCACUGGCAGUGCUUUCCAUGACCCCUUCUUCCAGGUGGAGACCAUAUGUAUCUUCUGGUUCUCCUUUGAGCUCAUUAUGCGCUUAGCCAGCUCCCCCAGUAAGCUCCACUUCUUCAAGGACGUGAUGAACACUAUCGACUUCCUCGCCAUCAUUCCCUUCUUCGUCACUCUGGGCACAGAGCUGGCCAGGGACAAAACCUCCAACAAGGACCCGGGCAUGUCUUUGGCCAUCAUCAGGGUCAUUAGGCUGGUCAGGGUGUUCAGGAUAUUCAAGCUGUCGCGUCACUCCAAGGGCCUGCAGAUCCUGGGCCAGACUCUGAAGGCCAGCCUGAGAGAGUUGGCCCUGCUCAUCUUCUUCCUCUUCAUCGGAGUCAUCCUCUUCUCCAGCGCUGUCUACUUCGCCGAGGCGGACAGCCCCGACACGGUGUUCACCAGCAUCCCCGAGGCCUUCUGGUGGGCCGUGGUCUCCAUGACGACAGUGGGCUACGGGGACAUGUACCCUACGACUCUGGGGGGCAAGCUGGUGGGCUCCAUGUGUGCCAUCGCUGGUGUGCUCACCAUCUCCCUGCCAGUCCCCGUCAUUGUGUCCAACUUCAGCUACUUCUAUCACCGAGAGACGGAGUGUCUCGAGAAAAUCAGUGAGUACACCCACAUCAGCACCUCUCUCUGGGAGGGUGAGGAUGAGGAGGGAGACGAAGGGGAGGGAGAUUACACUCCCCUGUAUGUGGGCGACUGCAAGGGAAUCUGUAAUCCCCUCAAUGGGACACUGCUGUCAGGACUGUGUGCGGGGCAGGACGGGUGGGAGAACAAAGGCAACGUGUACCUCAGGGAACCCCUGGUCACUCAGGUGUGAGACAGGAUAGAUGGAUAGACAGAGGAUCUGCUGAAUACAACCCUGGUACUCUGCCUCUAAGUUAAAUAGAGAGAAAGAUAAAGGAGGAUGGCAAAGUAAAGGAGAAGAGAUACAAAAAAAAUACUAUUUUACUCAAGGACUUACUUGCACGCUUGCACCGUCAAUGGCUUACACCGUUUACUACAAACAGAACUGAUGAGACCAUGGCAGAUAUUGUGACAGCUUGCUUUUUGCUAAUGUCACUGAGAAUCGAGUAUGAUGCCAUCAUAUUGACAAUAAAAACAGCUGAAACAGAAUGUAUAUUUAUUUAUUAUAUAUUUACCAGAUUGUAAUAACAGUUUAUACAGUACAUACAACUCUAGCAAUUGUAAAUGUUGGUGUUUAUAAGACAUGAGUGAAUUGCAGUGCCAUUUUAUAUGUUAUUGUGUGCUAGCUAGCUAAAUGCACAGGGCCGUUUUGAAUGUGUGUAGAGGGUUGACUAAGGGCGUUUUUACCAUUUUUGUGAACCCAGUGCAGUUUGCAAAUUUUUUUGUGCAGCGUGAACACUCUCAAAGAACUCAGACCCCCUCAGAAGAGCCCCCUAAGCAAACCGAACUGAGAUCAUCUCGAGAGCUGGUCUGAGUUCGGUUCUCCUGAAUUCCGAGGUUUGAUUCCUUUUUUAGGGCAAUGUGAACACAAAGCUCCCCGGGUUCACUUGUCAUUAUUUCCGCACGACACACUAGACUACUGCAGCAUUGUUUCCCUUGCCGUUACCACUCACAUUGGUGCGACAAAAGAGAGAAGUGGAUGUGCAGGUUCAUGGAAAAAAAUGUUUUUUUUUAUAUUGAUUAGCGAUUGCCACAGAAAUGUUUAGUUUUUUGUUCAGAUUAUUUGUUUGCCAUAUGUGAUCUAUAGGCUAAGAGAGGUUCAUAAACUGUUUAUUUGAUUGUGGGGUUUGAAUAGUGUGAGAAGACAACAACAUAU
This is a messenger RNA of Oncorhynchus tshawytscha (Chinook salmon), 2878 nucleotides long. Its product is annotated as potassium voltage-gated channel subfamily A member 1. Bases 272 to 1915 code for a protein of 547 amino acids. Gene Ontology annotation, biological process: protein homooligomerization; potassium ion transmembrane transport. The transcript has 3 exons. Lineage: Eukaryota; Metazoa; Chordata; Actinopteri; Salmoniformes; Salmonidae. Gene Ontology annotation, molecular function: protein binding; delayed rectifier potassium channel activity. Gene Ontology annotation, cellular component: membrane; voltage-gated potassium channel complex. The record is from RefSeq and is a predicted model, not a curated record.